Molecule: messenger RNA, 7378 nt
Organism: Anarrhichthys ocellatus (wolf-eel)
Lineage: Eukaryota; Metazoa; Chordata; Actinopteri; Perciformes; Anarhichadidae
Product: oxysterol-binding protein-related protein 1-like
Exons: 27
Coding region: 35-2935 (966 amino acids)
Cellular component (GO): cytosol; perinuclear endoplasmic reticulum; plasma membrane
Molecular function (GO): cholesterol binding; protein binding
Source: RefSeq, a predicted model, not a curated record
GCUUUAUUAUUGGUCCAAAUGAAGUGAAGUGGUUAUGGAGGCAGACACACUUGAGGCAAAGCUUUUACUCUGUGCUAAAGAGGGAAACUGUGCUGAUAUGCAGAGGCUCCUUGAGUCGAGAAUCAACCAAAGCAGCUCUCUCAACGUCAACUGCAGAUCAAAGUCUAAAGCCAGCUCAGGAUGGACCCCCCUCCAUCUGGCCUGUUACUUUGGACACAGGGAUGCUGUGGAGGAGUUACUCAAGGCAGGUGCCGAUGCAAAUUUGCAGAAUAACAUGGGUGACACACCUCUACACAAAGCCGCAUAUACUGGAAGAAAGGAGAUCGUUCUGUUGCUGCUGCGGUACGACGCCUGUUCCAACAUAAUCAACGGAACUGCUGAAAUCCCAAAAGAUGUCACAGAGGAUGAUGAAGUCAAAACAAUGCUGGAGGCUGCAGAGAGAAGAGAGACAAGGCGGCGGGAGGAGAAGCUCCUGGAAGCAGCCAGAGAGGGGGACAUCACCACUCUGUCUAAACUGCUCAGUGGAAAAGAAGCUCCAGAUAUUCACUGCAGGGACCGGGUUGGGAACACGCCCUUACACUGUGCAGCCUACAGGGGGCAGAAGCAGUGCAUUAUUAAGUUGCUCAAGUCUGGAGCCAGCCCCAGUACUAAAAACAACAAUGACCAGACAGCGUUAGACCUGGUCCGCAGCGAUGACCUGAGACCGACUCUAGCAGCCUAUCAAGACAAAGAUGAGAGCAGCGGGGUGCAGAAGAUUGAAGGCCAUCUUUGGAAGAGUUCACGCUUUUUUGGAUGGCGCUCCCACUGGGUGAUCAUUGAGGAUGGAACUCUCUCCUGGUAUCCCAAACAGGCAGAUGCAAUGGCUGGUGCCAGAAAACAGGGCUGUAAGUCCCUAACACAAGCCUACUGCAUGGUCAAACCAUGGGAUCAUUGCUUCUUCAUGCUCAGGUGCUUUGAUGACACUGUACAUCAUUUUAAGGUCUCCUCAAAGACAAAUUCAGUGGCAACAAGAAAAAGAUGGUUGGAUGCCUUUGAGGCACAUUCGUCCUAUAGCACAUGCCACUGCACCGAGGAACAGAUUAUCAGCCAUCCUGACGGUGACGGUGACGUGACAGUGAGGAAUCUGUCACAAGCCCUUCAGGCAGCCAGCGCUUCCCAGCAGAAAUUGGAGAGUGAAGCGUCGAUAUUUCUAUCGAUGGUGAAGAAUGAGGAGAAUUGUGCGCUGGCUGCCCCUCUGUUACUGAAAGCCAAAGAGACCAGUGAGCUCUCCAGUGAAACCUGUGCUGCUCUCCAUCUGUGCCUUGAACUGCUGUCAAAACAGGAGGAGGUGUGGAGCCUGAAGUUCGAGCAGGAGGUGGAGAAGAGCAAAGCUCUGACAGAGGCCCUGCAGACAUUGGCAACUGAGCACCACGAACUCAAGCACUCUCUGUGCAAGAGCAGGAGGUUGUCUACCCUCAGCGCCCUCACUGAAGAUGACUUCUACGAUGCUCAGUCAGAGUCGGAUUCGGAGCGCUCGGUGAGCGGCUUCCUGUCUGUGGCCAGUCACUCCCGUGAAGAGGACGAGGGGAGAGACGCCCCCCUUCUCAGCAGCAGCCGCCGCCAUCCCAGCGCUCCCGGGGGGCCUACCAGAAUGUCAGGGGAGGGUAACCAUGGCAACCAGCACAAUGGAGUCGAGAAUCACAGAACAUCUCUACCGACUCCCAUGUUCUCGAGGAAUGACGUCAGCAUCUGGAGUAUCCUGAAAAAAUGCAUUGGCAUGGAGUUGUCAAAGAUUGCCAUGCCUGUGAUAUUUAAUGAGCCUCUGAGUUUCCUUCAGCGGUUAACAGAAUACAUGGAGCACACCUACCUCAUCCACCAGGCCAAUGCCACAACAGACUCUGUCGAGAGGAUGAAGUGUGUGGCAGCAUUUGCUGUGUCUGCUGUAGCGUCGCAGUGGGAGAGGACUGGGAAACCCUUUAACCCACUACUGGGGGAGACCUAUGAGCUCGUCAGAGAAGAUUUAGGCUUCAGGUGGGUGUCGGAGCAAGUGAGCCAUCACCCUCCAGUCAGUGCCUUUCAGGCUGAGGGCCUCAAUGAGGAUUUUGUCUUCCAUGGCUCCAUCUACCCGAAACUCAAGUUUUGCGGGAAGAGCAUAGAAGCUGAGCCCAAGGGCCUCAUCACACUGGAGCUGCCCAAAUAUAAUGAAGCCUACACCUGGACAAACCCCACCUGUUGUGUCCACAACGUCAUCGUCGGUCAGCUUUGGAUUGAGCAGUACGGCAGCAUGGAAGUGAUCAAUCACAAGACCGGAGAGAGAUGCAGCAUGAUGUUCAAGCCCUGUGGCCUCUUUGGGAAAGAGCUGCAUAAAGUGGAGGGAUACAUCCUAGACAAAAGCAAAAAGAAGCUAUAUGCAAUAUAUGGCAAAUGGACUGAAUCCUUAUACACACUAGAUCCCGAUACCUUUGAUGCCCACAAAAAGACUGACAAAAAGAAUUCGGAUGAAAAGAAAGACAGCAAACGGGGCAGUGUGGAUGAGGAGCCGGAAGAGAUGCCUCCACCUGAUGCUGAGACGGUCCAGGUCAUCCCAGGCAGUGAGCUCAUCUGGAAGAUAACGCCACGACCAGACAACUCAGCCAAGUUCUAUGCGUUCUCCACAUUUGCCAUGCACCUAAAUGAGCAGGUCAAGAGCAUGGAGGGGGUUACUCCCCCAACAGACAGUCGCUUCAGACCCGACAUUCGCGCCAUGGAGAAUGGCGAUAUAGAUGUGGCAAGUUCAGAGAAGAAGAGACUUGAGGAAAAGCAGAGAAUGGCCCGGAAAAAUCGCACCAAAUCAACCAAUGAAUGGAAAACAAGGUGGUUUCAGCAAGGACAAAACCCUCACAACAAAGCUCGGGAUUGGCUCUACUUGAAUGGCUACUGGGAGAGGAACUACACUCACCUGCCUGACAUUUACUAAUAAGUAGAAAUACACAAGAAUACACAUACACAACAUGGAUUUCUACUUUUAUUACCUUUUGGACUUUAUCUCUACUGGUGUUUGUGCAAGGGCAUGCAACAAUGUUGCAGAGCCGAUACAGAACGGCAGAUAGGGUCGAGGAAAUAUGCUUGAAAAAUGUCUUGAAGCAGUAAAACACUGAGUGAACACCAGUGGCAUAUAUUCUUCUUUAUAGAUGUGUGUGAACAGUGAAGCACAAAACCUCUUAAGCUUAUUAAUUGUGGUUCUUGACCACUAACGUAUGAUUAUAGGCAUUUAGUAGAAAAACUAGAAUGUAUAUUUUUUACACACAGACACACAAUAAUAUAUAAAAUGAGUGUGUUGUCAGUGUGGAAACAUUUUACUCAUGAGCUUCAGUGCACAGAGCGGACAAUGCCACAGCGCUACAAACUGCUACAACGGAGGGCAUGAUGGUGCAUCCUGAGCACAUCGAUUAGACGUUGAUUUAACACUGAUUGUACUUGUGCAUGCUAAAAUGCAGUACGAAGUAUCCAAAUAGACAACUUGGGAACAGGUGCAUAUUUAUUUCGUGUUUAAAUGUUUAAAAUCGAGUUGUUUGCAUAGUCUGCUGCAAAGAUGAUGGCAAGUAAAAUGUUACAUCUGACAAGUGUACUGUAGCCGGUACCACAUCAGUGAAAUUAUCAAUAAUUGUUUAGAAUAUAUAUAUAGCAUUAAGUCCCAAACUAUGUAUUGUAUUGAUAACAGCAUUGCACAUAAGUCUACCUGACUCUGUGGACACAGUAGCAUUUAUUUCUAACUAUACUGAUCCAGGGACACUAGCUCUGCACCUGUAGAUUUGUGUGUGUAAAAGUCUUGCCAUAGUUAAGUUCAAUUAGCUGUUAAACUGAUGUAUUUAAAGUUCAACAUCACAAUAAAUGCAUGUGCAUCACUAGAACUAUGCAAGCCUUACCUCCUUCACGAUCAAGCACUGAAUAUUCCUUUUCUCGUGUUGUGGAUAUAGCUGCUAUAGGUUUUAGUAUUUUCUGUUAUCAGUCUUUUGGGUAUCAAAACAGAGUUUCUAUUGUUGCUAAAUAAAAGCUUUGUGCUGACACUACGUUCUUGAUUUUGUGCUAUUCGGUGUAAUUUUAAGGGAACAUCUUCAUUAGAUUGGUGUCUGUUGGAUUAAGGUGUUACAAGAUGAGUGGCAUUCAAAAGAUAGAUAUUUUACUAUAUGCUGUCAACCCCACUGCCUGGGUGACCGCUUAGCGACAGAUCAUUUGUCUAGACCUUCCUAUUUUACUGAUUUACCAACAAAUGAUGUGACUGUUCUAUUUGUCCCAAGGGGAUCAGAAAAAUCAAGGUUUCAAAUUCCUGGCAGUAAUUAUAUGUGACUAUAUUUAAGAAUUAUUUCCUUAGUAUUAAGGUGUUUCUAAUAUGUUCCAGGUUGAAAAAUACCAAAGUUCCCCUUUAACAUCAGCAGCGUUAUUUGUCAGCUGUUAAAAGAUCAUUUGUUGUUGAACAAUGCAUCAUGUGCAUUCAUCAUGUACACCUAAUCAAGUUUAGGAUGCAACAAAAUUCAGUUUUACCAUAUUCAUUUUAUUAUCUUAAAACAAAACAAUAUAAAUAGGAACCAAUAUACAGCCAGCAGUGGCACUGCACAUCUAGGCCACUCACAACAUGUUGAUCUAUGAAAACCUGUGUGCACGACAUAUUUACACUGAUAAAAACAAUUCUGCUUAAAAAACAGGGGCUACACAAAAGACAAAACUUUUAGCACUCAUGCGUUUGGAUUAGCAAAGCAUUUACAUCUCAAAUGUCUACGUCAGAAGCCAACACUAAGAUGGCUGAGUCAGUUAAUACUGAAUAUGUGCUAUUACUCUACUUGACCUGAAGCAAUAUGACUGCUUUUCAUCUGAUUUGACUGGCAUCUAGUUUUGAAAUUAACCAUGUAAACAAUAAUAAAUACCCAAUGUAUUAAAAAGUACAGUAACAGAUAAAUACCUCCUGUAACUGUUAUCCCAUGUGUGUAUUGCACAUAAUUCAAAAUAAUGCAUUGGCUCAGAAUCCAAAAAUUCAAAAAUAUAAAUUAAAACAAAUAAAACAGUGUAUCACUAGUGACCUGAAUGAUAUUGUGGCUUUUCAUAGACAUUUCCGAGGUGCAGAUAAAAUGUCACGGCUGCGCUGCAGCAGCCCUCAUUGAGGCGAGAGCAGAGUGAAUACGAACAUGGAGCCUGUUCUCAAAGUCAUAGCCGGCAUAGUCCUCCUGCAUAGUCCAUGAAAAGAGACAAAAACAAUAGAAUCAAAUAUUAUAUUUGUGCUUUGCAGUCAGCACACAUCAGACUGAUCAAUGCUCUCACUGCCCAACCAUGUAGCAGCAUAGCAUAGCCAUUAAAGAAGCAGAGAGCCCACUGCGCUGCUCCUCCUGUCAGACACUGCUGCAUGAGCUAAGGCAUGCACAGCUGGCCGUUGCGGGAGAUCUGUCAGCUGCCCAUCCCACUAACAUCAGAGCUGCUGCACUCAGUGUACCACAGGCAAUGCAGAUACCAUGUACUGUACCGACAUAGCCCUUUGGAACGGCAUCUCCGCCAUCUAUUUAGUCACAAUUUUUCGUUAUUACUUACCAUGUUCAGCCACCUCUCUGGGGAAUACUAUUCUGUCAAGCUCAGUGUGGAUGGGAUGUGGCCUGCUUUGCUUUGUCAUGACCACAUGCUGAGGUCAGACAAUGCAAAAUCAACAGGGCAGUCUGAGGUCUCAGGAGGGCACAGAACCGUGUCUACAUGGGGCAGCAUAACAGAGGACGUCCAGGUAACCGUAUGAACAUAGUGACAGGUACCUGGCAUAGCCUCAGCCAGCCACUCUCAUCGGUUCCCUGAGAACGUGGAUGGAGACUAUGCUUUUCUAUGCAAAUGAGCGUCGUUCCUUGUGAAGGCGGACAUGUUUGCGCACUCUGAGGACUGCUGAGAACAUUUCCUUCAACGGGAGUUUCAUUUUCUCGGUCAGUGCAUCAUGAUGUGGUGACUGAGCAGGGGGACGACAAGCCUGUUUGCAUGGAGGUCGCUUUUCAGACCACACAAACCCAGUCUACAUUCACGGCCUAUGGAGUUGGUUGGCUGCUGUUUUUCCUUGACUUCAGAGGGAACCAUGCAUUUGGCUUGCCUUUACUUUAUUGGUUACGCUAUUAUCUGAUCAGGUGUCCAUCCUAAACACUUUGUUAAGACAUCUAAGAGAUCUCCCCCAGGCUUCGUCAGGGGUAAACUAAUAAUGAAGCCUGUUAGCGGAGAACUAGUCAUGCUACUUGCUACCGACUACUUAGUGAAUUCACAAUCAAUAAGCAAAUGAUAACCAGCACACCUCUUCAGAAAGCACAGAGCAAAAAAGCACUGCAAUUAAGAAACCUACUAUACCUUAGCCUGAAGCAUCAGCACUCUGCUCUUCCCUGCAGACUGGGGAAAAAACAAUAAAAUAUUUAUGUGACCGUUCCACCAUCUCAGAUAAGGGAAACAGUAUCUCUUACCACCACACACACAAACUUGCCUCUGGGCUGUUCAGCAGCACACAACCCAGUUCAUAGCAGGAGUAGGGCUGCACAUAAGAGUUGCUCAGACGACCAACCUCAUCUCUUGCAGCCAGAUGGAAAAACUGCAAAGAAAGAGGGAGGAAAAGAUCUGUGGUGAAACACUAGUUAUUAGGUAUAGCUUUCAUCACCACAGUGGUGACUUAUGUGAUGAGCAUGCUGUUUAACUAAAACAAUCCUACAACUACAACGGUAAGUGCAGUGUAUCCUGUAUUGCCUCAUAAUUCCACACCACAUUGCAUUAUUAAAUUUGACAUAUAGGAGUACCUGAAUGGCAUCGUUGGUGUUUUGAAGACAGCCGUUUAUGGCACCAAGAAGCAGGUUUUUCAGGCCUGUGCAUGAGGCAUCGUCGAUCCUUUGCAGGACUAGAACAAGAUAAAUACAGUUAUGCUACUCCCGAUGACAACAAACACUCGUCUGCUGAUUAAAACAUUUCAUAUGGAGUACCUUGUAUCAUUGUCUUAAGCUUGGCAGUAGAGCAGUUGGGCAGAGCUUUCCACAGGUAAAGAAUCUCAAUCACAGACAGGAUGCAGAGUUCUUUGGAUAGACUGGGGGUCCUUAGUUUCUCAGCCUGAUAAAAUAUGUGCACACAUACUUAUUCUCACUGUACUUUCACCAGAAAAUGUGCAAUGGAAAAUCAGCAGGACACGUACUCACCCUCUUCGUGGAGAACAACUCUAUCUGAUUGUUCUUGCGUUUGAAAAGUCUUUCAACAUCCUUGAAAACCUUGACAGCUCCCUCCAGAUCACCUGUGGCUCCUUGGCACACUACACAACACAACAAAAUAUAACAUGGAUUAUGAGCCGGUGCCAAACUCACAAGCAAUGUCCUUAAUUUCUUCUUUUGAACUGUUACCACCUCCAGUUAAAUAGGCGUAAUAGCACUGGGAC